UCCUUCCUAGGGUUUACGGAGGUUAGGAAUGAUGGAUCUAGAGGGUCUACCCAUGCUUUGCGAAGGAGGAGUUGCCGAUAACACCACCGUUGAAGAGGUAAAAUUUGCCGAUAGUGAGGGGGUUAAAGUUGCCGAUAAGUCCAUCGGUGGAGACGUUGAGGAGGGCUCCGACGGCGGAGACGUUGAGGAGGGCUCCGACGGUGAUGACGUUGAGGAGAGCUCCGACGGUGAAGAGGAUAGCUCUGAUAGUGAGAAUACUACGAAACGUAUCCUUUUCAGGAACAAAGAUGAACCUUACGGCUAUGAUGACCCUGACUAUGAGGGCAACCAGAGGGAUGUCUAUAUUAAUUACAGACGACAGUAUGAGGAAAGCGAUGGUUUUGAUUUUGAUGACUAUCCAAAGUCAGGUGACGGAGAAUUUUUUCUGGGUGUUGCUUUUCAUGUGGACCUUGAAGAUGAUGAUGCCGAAUUUACUAUAGGCUGCAAAGAGGCCCUUGCCUAUGCUAUCGAGGAACAGAAUAAAAAGGGUGCAAAUCUGAGACUCCUUGAUAUUAUCAAGGCGAAUGCUGAAUCAGUUGCUUUGUAUCACAUAACUUUCAGAGCUGAAGAUGUUUCUCUUGGAGAAGUGAAAGUUUAUCAAACUAGAGUCUUCCAUAGUUUAGUUCCUGCUCACAAGGAGACUGUAGUACGUAUUUUCAGGCUAAAAGAACCAACAAACAAAGAUGAUAAAGCUGAUUGAGAUAUGAGGAUUAUUGAAGGUGCUUUAUGCAAAAACUGACAGCAUGUCUAUGGGGUUGCUUUUACAACUUUUUCUGGAUAGAGAAUCUGUAGAUGAUGGGGACAAUAGUUUGAUAUGGUUGAGAAUUAAUCUUUCCAGUCUCAAUAUUUUAUGGAUAGAUCAUAAAAUUUUUAUCUUGGGAAAUACAACUCUUUUAGCCUAUAUUAAAAUAC
This is a messenger RNA of Manihot esculenta (cassava), 951 nucleotides long. RefSeq lists its product as uncharacterized. The transcript is spliced from 4 exons. Lineage: Eukaryota; Viridiplantae; Streptophyta; Magnoliopsida; Malpighiales; Euphorbiaceae. The record is from RefSeq and is a predicted model, not a curated record. Bases 29 to 739 code for a protein of 236 amino acids.